Mercurialis annua (annual mercury) is the source of this 821-nucleotide messenger RNA. RefSeq names its product protein PHOTOSYSTEM I ASSEMBLY 2, chloroplastic. Bases 160 to 666 code for a protein of 168 amino acids. The transcript has 3 exons. NCBI's taxonomy places the organism in Eukaryota, Viridiplantae, Streptophyta, Magnoliopsida, Malpighiales, Euphorbiaceae. The record is from RefSeq and is a predicted model, not a curated record.
AACAACGAAAGCUCCAAGAACCAAACCAACCUUCAAAAAUCCAAAAACACAAAAAAACGAUCGAUUUCUUCAAAGUUUUCAAUUACUUGGCAAUACCCAUUUCAAAUAAUUAAUUUAAUUGUAUAGUAACUGUGUGUUUGUGGAAUUUCUUGAGCUACAAUGCAUUCUACCAUCAAAAUUGGGUCAUCCAUCACUUUACCCAUUUCUUCUUCAUUAAAACUUAAUCCACAUAACCAAAAUAAUGCUAAUUAUGGGUUUAAUUCAUGUGGAAACCGUUUCACUUUGAAAAUUAGUGCAAUUGGUCCUAAUGGCUCUGCUUCUUCUCCUUCACAUGAGUCAGAAUCGAGGGCAGUGGGAGAUUCACAUAGACGAAGAAGCAGCCUUGAAUCUCUGUUUUGUUAUGACAAACCUAUACCAGAAGAGAUAAUUGAGAAGCCAGUUGGUGUAUCUUUAGCUGAGAAAGCAAUUGGAGAUAAUUCUCGAUGCGAUUAUUGUCAGGCCAAAGGUGCAGUUCUUUGUGCCACUUGUUCUGGUUCAGGCUUGUAUGUAGAUUCCAUAAUGGAGAGCCAGGGUAUCAUUGUCAAAGUUCGCUGCCUAGGUUGUGGAGGAACAGGUAACAUUAUGUGCUCGGACUGUGGCGGUCGUGGUCAUCUUGGACCCAAAUGAUCUGCAUGGUUUGCAUUUCUUCCUUGGAUUUUGUCGUAGUUUUCUUUGUUGUAACAUUUACAUGUCAAAGCUCACAUUUGUUGUAGCUAUAUAGCCUUGAGAUAUUGUAUGUUUUGAUUAUAUGCAAAAGUCCCAUGUAUUUGAUUAUUCCACUA